UCGUAGAGUAAACUACUCAGUAAAAAAUUUAACGUAAAAAAAUUUCCUGUACUUAAACUAGAUUUAUUUUAGAUAUAUUUUUAAUUUCCAAUCUUUUGGAAACUAAAUUUUGCGAGCGAUAAAUUUUAAGUGUUUUUUUCGAAACAUCACAGUCAGUUUUUGUUGAAGGGGUACUCACGGGGAAAAAAUACUGGGACAAUGUUCGGAAAAUCGCGUCAGUUGCUCUUCUGCAUCUGCAGCCGGUCGCCCGUGUGCCGCCAAUAUGCACCCAAGUUUCUGAAGCGAUCCUACGCCUCGCAGGCCAUCAACCAGAUGCUGUUGCUCCAGCAGAUGGACAUAUGCGCCGAUCAGCCGUCGCGAGCCUUGGUUAUUGGUGUGUAUGCGGAUGAGGAGGACAAGAACGAUGCGGGCAUCCUGACGCCCGCUGGCUGGCGGUACAAUAUCCAAAAGACCAAUGGUCGUCUGAUCGAGGUGCUCCGUAUGUCGGGACCCAUGCCCAGGAGAGGCGAGGCCCGUCUGCUGUUCGCCGUGGAGCCGGAGCGCAUUCCCUACUACUCGGUGGUGGCCGUGGUGGGUCUGGGCAAGGAGUGCUUGGGCUACAAUCCCUAUGAGGUCCUGGACGAGCAAAAGGAGGCCAUCCGGCGUUCGGUGGCCGCGGCCUGCCGCAUCCUCGCCGAACUGGACACCGAUCGUAUCGAGGUGGAGAACUGCGGACAUGCCGAGUCCGCUGCCGAGGGAGCUGCCCUGGGCAUCUGGUUGUACCAAGAACUGCGCGAUCCCAAGACGCGAAUCUUCGUCCCGGCCAUCGAUUUGUAUGCCACCAAGGACGAGGUCUGCGACAUUGAAGGAUGGCGCAUUGGGCUACAAAAGGCUGCCGCGCAGAACCUCACCCGCCAGCUGCAGGAGAUGCCCUCCAAUCUUUUGACACCGACUGCCUUUGCCCAGAAUGUCGUCGAGGUUCUCUGUAAGUCUGGAGUGAACGUGGAGGUCAAGGUCGAGGGUUGGGCGGAGAGCCAGUCGAUGCACGCUUUCCUGGCGGUGGGCAAGGCCUCCUGCGAGCCACCCAUCUUCCUGGAGCUGAGCUACUACGGAACCUGUGCCGAAGAACGACCCAUUGUCCUGGUGGGCCAAGGAAUCACCUACGACGCCGGUGGCCUGUGCCUGAAGAAAAAGCACGAGCUCUUCCACAUGCGCGGCGACAUGACCGGAGCAGCUGUGGUGGUGGCCACCUGUCGGGCAGUGGCAGGACUUAGGUUGCCUGUCAACAUCCGCGGUCUGAUCCCUCUGUGCGAGAACGUAGUUGGCUGCAACUCCUUCCGUCCGGGCGACAUGGUAAAGUCUAUGAAUGGCAAGACCAUCGAGGUCCAGUGUACAGAUCACGAGGAUGUCCUGGUGCUGGCCGAUGCCCUGCUGUAUGCCCAGAACUUCUGCCCCAAAUGCAUCAUUGACAUUGGAACCUGCUCCGGAUAUAUGCGUCAGUCCCUGGAUGAGGCGGCCUGUGGUGUGUUCACCAACUCCGAGAUCCUGUGGCAGCAGAUCAAGCACGCCAGUAUGCACACUGGAGAUCGUGUGUGGCGCUUCCCCCUGUGGCACUACUACAGCAAGGCGGUGCGUGCCGGAGGACGCAGUGAUGUCCAGAACUACGGCAUCGGUCGUGGUGGACGUCCCUGCAAAGCUGCCGCCUUCCUUCGUGAAUUCGUACCCUGCGGACAAUGGAUGCACAUAGAUGCUACCAACGUGAUGGUCACCAACGGCAUCGACUUUGAGUAUCUGCGACGUGGAAUGGCUGGUCGACCCACCCGAACCCUCAUCGAAUUCAUUGCCCAGACCAUCUGCAAGGACACCGCUCCCAAGAUGGGAAAGUAGGCGGAGAAUACGGAGGAAGGAUCAACUGACGAAGAUGGCGAAAUCCUAUUGGCAGCUACAGCGCUACAACCAUGUCUUUAUUUUGGUGAAACUUUUUGAAGUCUGUACAAGGUGCUUGUCUUUAAUCAGUUGCGUGAUAUUUCCUUUGCUUACGAGACUGUUCGGGCCAAAAAAUGUUUGUUUGCAACCUUAUUGAAUAAAUUAUUUAUCUUUAGAAUUGAAA
Messenger RNA from Drosophila suzukii, 2089 nucleotides. It is a transcript of the gene S-Lap1, whose product is annotated as Sperm-Leucylaminopeptidase 1. Gene Ontology annotation, biological process: proteolysis. Gene Ontology annotation, molecular function: metalloaminopeptidase activity; manganese ion binding. The record is from RefSeq and is a predicted model, not a curated record. Gene Ontology annotation, cellular component: cytoplasm. Lineage: Eukaryota; Metazoa; Arthropoda; Insecta; Diptera; Drosophilidae.